Caenorhabditis auriculariae is the source of this 1492-nucleotide messenger RNA. The record is from the annotation of a GenBank genome assembly. Lineage: Eukaryota; Metazoa; Nematoda; Chromadorea; Rhabditida; Rhabditidae.
AUGGCCGACGCCGAGAUCAACGAAACGCCGUUCUCUUACCGGCCAAUGUACGAGGAGGAAGACGGGACUUGGCAGCCGCCCCGAUUCGCCGAAGAUUCCUUCUGCGGCGACGGCGCCAGUACUUCGAGGCAGCCUCAAAGGCAUUUCAUCUACGAACCGUCGCCCAUGCAGUUGGCUCUGACCCAGCCGAGUCGGAAAAGACAUCUCGAUGAUGAGAAUGAGGAUGAAGAUACGAUUCGUGAGUGAAAUUUGUUGGAAGAAAAAAAAAAAGAAAGAGAAUGAGAUGUGAGAAAGACAGCUUAUAAAAUUGUAUUUAUUGAAAAGUAAUAAAAAAGCAGGAUUGGGGCCAUAAAAAAGUUAGCUUUUAAAUGUGAGAAGUACUAUUAUGUGUGUAAUUUGAUGGAAAUGGAGCAAAAAAGUCGACGAACCUCAAAAAUAAAACCAGAUGAUUCUGAAGGACGAUAAUUAAGAUAAAGUUCUACUAAAUGAUGAAGUGUUGAGAAUAUUCUUCUGGAAGUUUACAAGAGGAUGAAUUUGUAGUUGAGGAUAAUGAAAAUAUAGAAUCUUAUCUAAGCCAAAACAAAACAAUUACCUUUUCCAGGAUCGAAAAUUCGCAGCGGCGACUACGAACUGGUCGAGUUCCAAGAGCCAGGAAAUUGGGUGACGCUUGUCUACUACGAAGAAGGUGUCCAGUGCGUGAAACCUUGUGACGUUCACUCGCAAUAUUUUCUCGUUGAUGGGUUCACUUGCUCCACUACUGACAAGGAUAACAGGCAAGUUUCUUUUUGAAAAGAACAGAAGGCAAAAACGUUCAGUAACUCUUAAAAACUUUGCAGACUCUCCUUGGGCUACCUCAACAACGUCCGAAGAAGCAAGGACAUUUCCGAAUUUAGGAAUUUGAUUUCCCGGGGCAUUCGGCUCUACUAUUUGGGUGGCGAGGUUGGAAGCGGUCUUUUUGAAUAUUAAAGGAGCAUGGUCAUUUCCGUGAAAGGUCUCAAUGCUACAGGGUGAGCAAUAAAUAUUGAAACGCGUUUGAAACGUUAUAACUUUUUCAAAAGUCAACCAAACACCACCAAACUUGGAGCAAAUUUUAUUCAUACAAUAUAGAAACAAAAUUCGAGAAUAGUUUUCAAAACGUCCUCCUUUAGCUUUGAUAACGGCCAUCAGUCUCUUCGGAUACGCAUCGAUCACGGCACGAAGGUAGUCGUCGUCGAUUUCGUCCCAUUUCUUGAUGAGCGCGGUUUUCAGCGCUUUGAUACUUGGGUAGUUCUUAGAAGAGACCUUCUCGGUCAGAUAUAUCCACACGGCAUAGUCCAUCGGGUUGAGGUCGGGCGAGGAAGCAGGCCAAUCAGCAGCCGAGAUGAACUCGGAAAAUUGGCGCGACACCACUCUUGAGUCCCUUUGGCACGAUGAGCGGGGCGCCUUCUUGCUGGAAGGUCCAUGGUCGGUUUCCGUAGUGAGAGUUGGCUCAGGGCAACACCCUCAACUUUAA